Tigriopus californicus is the source of this 1624-nucleotide messenger RNA. RefSeq names its product mitochondrial folate transporter/carrier-like. Gene Ontology annotation, cellular component: mitochondrion. The record is from RefSeq and is a predicted model, not a curated record. The transcript is spliced from 6 exons. Gene Ontology annotation, molecular function: folic acid transmembrane transporter activity; FAD transmembrane transporter activity. NCBI's taxonomy places the organism in Eukaryota, Metazoa, Arthropoda, Copepoda, Harpacticoida, Harpacticidae. The coding region runs from base 462 to 1496 and encodes 344 amino acids. Gene Ontology annotation, biological process: nucleotide transport; folate import into mitochondrion.
GGUCAAACUGUCUAGCUGUAUGUCUGUAUGUAUGCAUGUAGUAGUUGCCGUACUACAACAGCAUGAUAUAGUCCUGAACCACUUUGACUGGUAGUAGUAGUACCCUGGCCUGCAUCUUGAGUUGGCGAGAACUCGCUCAUUCCUGGGGUCUUUCGUUGGGUUGUUAGGUUGUUGAUGCCAUUCGAAGUACGCAUCAUUCAAAGCCAUCUCGCUCGCCCUUGGUCGACCCUGAGGAACGAGUUUGGGACAUCGAGGCCAUCUUGAAAGCGGCCAGAACCUAGGUCCAUGCGCCUCCAUAGCCUCUUCCCGAGACGGAUCCCGGGCCUCAGGCAGGCCCACCUCGAGCGGCCCGGGUGGUCGGAGUCUGGGUGUGCAGGCCCCCGUAGUCUCUCCGUCCCGUUUAAGUGAACCCCGUGGCCUCCCUGGCCUGGGUUGGGGGUUGGUCCGCCUCGCGCUUCAACAUGGCCGCCAGUGGCCCCAAUGGAGGUCCGGCCCCGCCGUCUUCUUCUUCCUUUUUCCGGACGAUGGUCUCCACUUUCCGGACCAUCAAGUACGAACAUUUGGUGGCGGGUGUCAGUGGAGGCGUGGUUUCCACUUUGAUACUUCAUCCUUUGGAUUUGCUCAAGAUCAGAUUUGCGGUGGAUGAUGGGAAAUCGAUCGAGAAACAUCGCCCUCAGUAUUCUAGUUUACGUCACGCCUUCCGUUCCAUAUUUCAACAAGAGGGCGUGCGAGGCCUCUAUAAAGGCGUCACGCCUAAUGUGGCGGGUGCUGGGACCGCCUGGGGAUUUUAUUUCUUGUUUUACAAUUCGAUUAAAACGGAAUUACAAGAGGGUAACUCCAAGACCCAGCUUAGUCCGGGAUUGCACAUGAUGGCCGCCGCUCAAGCCGGGGCCCUCACCUUGGCCAUGACCAAUCCGAUUUGGGUGGUGAAAACCAGGCUGUGUCUUCAAUAUGGUGGCGAUGAACUGGCCCAGGCCAAGGAUCCUUCCAAGACUUACAAGGGCAUGGUCGAUGCCCUGUACAAGAUAGGCAAAUAUGAGGGCAUUCGCGGUCUGUACAAGGGUUUCGUGCCAGGGCUUUGGGGCGUGUCCCACGGUGCUAUUCAAUUCAUGGCCUAUGAGGAAAUGAAGUCAUCCUAUAAUAUAUUCAAUCAGCAUCCCAUCGAUCACAAACUGGGCACUCUGGAGUACCUGUUUUUCGCGGCCUUGUCCAAGCUCUUCGCUGCCGUCACCACUUAUCCAUACCAAGUGGUUCGAGCUCGACUUCAGGAUCAGCACUCUGAAUAUAAGGGAGCCGUAGACUGCGUCCAGAAAAUUUUGAGGUACGAAGGCGUGGUUGGUCUGUACAAAGGGUUGACCCCUUACCUCGUCCACGUGCUCCCGAACAUUUGUAUGGUGCUUCUCAUUUACGAGAAGAUGACCAAUCGUCCCACCUCCUCUUCUCCCCCCUCUACUACUACUACUACUACUUCCACUCCUACUUCUUCUAAACGAUGAUAUUUUUGACAUAUCUUCAUACAUCUGUGAUCAAAACGCGAACAGUCUUUGUGUGACAUCGCUUUGCCAACAUGUAGAAGAUGGACCAUGUGAAACGUGAAAUAAUAUGUUUUCUUAUUCUUUCGUGA